AUGCCGCUUGUUAUCCCGUCUGCCCGUGCGCAACCAGCGCUGCCGCCGCCCAACCAGGCGAACUGCGAGUUGCUUGGACGUCUCAUGAAGCUGUAUCGUGCGCUCUGCGUGCGUCACGACGAGUUGGGGCAGGAAAUUAUCCUUAACGACAUUUUGGCGUUCCUAACACGCAAUCACCAGCACGAUAUGGCGGAAAGUGUCAUUGCCACCUGCGAGCUCAGCCUUCCGCAUCGCUCCAACAAUCAAGCGGCACGGUACUUUUACUACGUCGGACUCACACGCGCCCUUAGGCUGGAAUACGUUGAUGCGAAUCAGUGCCUACAGCAGGCGCUUCGAAAGGCGCCUGAGCGUGCAUUCGGCUUUCGCGUCGCGGCAACCAAGCUUGCUCUUGUUGUUCAGUUACUACUAGGUGAAAUUCCGCCCCGCUCGGACUUUUUGCAGAAAGAUGUGCGGGAGAGUCUUUCACCGUACCUGCAACUUGCUUCUUGUGUGCGAUUUGGGCAGUUGAGCCGAUUCAUGUCUAUAUUGCAGCAGCACAAGAGCAUCUUUGAGCACGACCGCACCUAUUCCCUCAUUUUGCGGGUACGGCAGCAUGUAAUUAAGACGGGGUUGCGCCGUAUUUGUCAUGCAUACAGCCGAAUUAGCAUAUCUGAUAUAUGCACGAAGCUUUCCAUGGAAAAUCCUGGUGAUGCAGAGUAUAUUAUUGCCAAGGCCAUCCGCGACGGCGUCAUUGACGCGGUCAUUGACCACGAGAAGGGUCACCUCAUCAGCAGCGACACUGUGGAUGUGUACUCCACGUCUGAACCGCUUAUGGCCUUACAGCGUCGCAUUCAGUUUCUCAAUGUCACACACAAUGACGCCAAGCGAUCGAUGCGUUACACCGCAGCUGAUCCUGAGCUUGAGGAGGAGCGGCGAAAGCUGGAUCGCGAGGAGUUGGAUUCCGUUUUGCGAGCUGCCUUGGAGGAGGAGGAACUGGGUGGGGCCGAUUUCGAGGAUGGGCUGCCGUAG
Molecule: messenger RNA, 1008 nt
Organism: Trypanosoma rangeli
Lineage: Eukaryota; Euglenozoa; Kinetoplastea; Trypanosomatida; Trypanosomatidae
Product: putative proteasome regulatory non-ATPase subunit 3
Exons: 1
Coding region: 1-1008 (335 amino acids)
Biological process (GO): ubiquitin-dependent protein catabolic process; regulation of protein catabolic process
Cellular component (GO): proteasome regulatory particle, lid subcomplex; proteasome complex
Molecular function (GO): enzyme regulator activity
Source: RefSeq, a predicted model, not a curated record